Molecule: messenger RNA, 9815 nt
Organism: Hemiscyllium ocellatum (epaulette shark)
Lineage: Eukaryota; Metazoa; Chordata; Chondrichthyes; Orectolobiformes; Hemiscylliidae
Gene: foxn2a
Product: forkhead box N2a
Exons: 8
Coding region: 353-1765 (470 amino acids)
Biological process (GO): regulation of DNA-templated transcription
Cellular component (GO): nucleus
Molecular function (GO): DNA-binding transcription factor activity; cis-regulatory region sequence-specific DNA binding
Source: RefSeq, a predicted model, not a curated record
ACAGACACACGCAUACACAAAGCGGCGAGGCUGGGGCCAUCUGCUGCUGGCAGGGGAGGGGUUCCAGGCGGCGGCACGUUACCAUAGCAACAUCAGGGGAUUUCGUGGCGUUCUUUGGAGUUUCUCGCUUCUUGGUUCGGCUGAGAAGCAGCUGCUAGCCCAAGAUUCGGAAAGCAAAGGGAAAAGGAUAUACAUAUAAACAAAUAUUCAGAAUAGGUGGAAGCAGUUUCAUAGACUGCAGCGCUACGUGUCGGAAAAUCGACUUCAAUUGAAAUGACUAUCUUGUGCUGACAUUGACCAGUUGAAGUUUGAUUGAACUGAUUAGAAUAUAAUCCUUGGAUGUGAGGCUUAAAUGGGUCCAGUUAUUGGCAUGUCUCCAACGAAGAAAACUGAGACCCCAGGAAUAGGGGAAACUUGCAGUUUGAAUUCAAGUUGCCCCAUUGACAGCUUGCCAGACAUGGCUGGUGCAACAAGCAUGAAAGCCAUUUCUGCCAACAAAGGAAUAAUGGAUGAUGAAGAGCUCACAAACCUGAACUGGCUUCAUGAAAAUAAAAAUCUCCUAAAGAACUUCAGCCUGGGUAAUGAGGUGCUUCGCAGUGUUAGUCCUACACGUGACAUCACUGAAGAAGAUUCUAUGUCUUCACCUCUUUCAGAUUCUCUGAACAAUGACCAGCGUGGAUUAAACUCCAAGCCUCCAUAUUCUUUCAGCUGCCUUAUUUUUAUGGCAAUUGAACACUCGGCCAGAAAAUGCCUUCCAGUUAAGGAUAUUUAUAAUUGGAUAUUGGAACGUUUCCCAUAUUUUACCAAUGCACCUACUGGUUGGAAGAACUCUGUUAGGCACAAUCUUUCCUUGAACAAAUGUUUCCGGAAGGUGGAGAAAGACCAUGGCAAGACUGUUGGGAAGGGUUCACUGUGGUGUGUAGACCCACAGUACAGGCCAAACCUCAUUCAAGCCCUAAUGAAGACUCCAUAUUAUUCAACAACACAAGUCUUUUACACACCGCCAGCCUCGCCUCCAAGUGCAUCCCCACCUCCUCAUCACCUCACAACAAUGUCACCACAGCUCCAAAGCUGCCAUCAGAAAGGUUCAGAUAUCGAUGCUGCCACUGCUAUGAUGUUGCUGAAUUCAUCUGCAGAACAAAGACUUCCUCAGUGUGAGCCAUCUCAGCAAAAAAGUCCACCAAUGAGCCGAAAACGAAGUUACAAACGUGCAUUUUCGAAGCCUGCUCCCACUUUGGUGAAAAUAACUGAAGCCACAUGCAGAACAAGGGAGUGUGUUGAAACUUCUCCAUUGCAGAAAGACAGCAAGAGUCUGUCUGGUUUACCAGUCAUCAAUAAUGAUCCUAAAGAAGAACACAAUUACAGUGCAAAUGGUACUGUGUCUCAACGCAGCGAGUCUAGGUCUAGUGUUUCAUCCUUAUCCUCUGGGGAGGAAUCCUAUGAAUUCAUUUCGAAAGCUAGUCGUGGCGGGAGCGAUGGAAGUGAAGGCUUCCACAGCGAUGAAGAGUCUGAGGUAGAUGACUGUGAGAAUGAGUCCAAUGACUUGUUUGGUGCCAAUGCCUACAAAUCUGAGCAAUGUGGAAAGGAUUCUGCUACCGUGUUACGGUUGGCUGGAAAAAGCUGCAAAACAAUGCAACAAGAAGUUGAUGAAGAGCUAAAAGAAGCCGCUGGUUCACUUUUGCACCUUGCUGGAAUCCAUAUGUGCCUGGACUCUUUAGUCAGUAAACCAGGAAAAAGCAGGAAUGGGAAACAUAAUGUGAAAUAGCAUGCUUCCUCUCACAUCUGCCAUUGUGUGUCAUUUGGCAAUAUUCUUCAAUGGAGUUCCUUUUCAAAAGGAAGAUAAAAGCCAUACGAAGACUGAAGUGUUUGCCCUUCGAUAUUAACUGCCAUUUAUUUGCACCUUUCUGAGACAAGAAGUUCUCUAUAGGUUGUAUCAGUUCUUUAAAAGUGAACUUCGCUGGAACUAACAUAUGCAAUGGAUCAGCCUGUAUGCUGAAGUAGUUCUUCAGGCUGUUCUAUUGGUUAAAAUUUCAAGCAGUUGAAAAGUGAAAAAAGCUUUCCUUGAAAAUAAUUAAAGUGUUCAGGGUUGAAAAGGGGUGGUGGGGAUUGGCAAUAUUUUAGACAUCUUGAAGACCAUAUAAUGAACUUUUCAACCUGAGUGAUAUUUAAAAAGUUGACAUCCUGUCACUUUUUCCCUUUCUUGAAUAUGGUUUCCUUCAUUUUCAGAAAUCCUUGAAUGUCAUUAAUGGUACGUCAAUGUUCCUAGAUUGAUUGAUUAAUUUUCUCAGGUGUUUGGGCACAGUUCCUCUAAGCACCAUCUCUCAUGCACAGGCUGGCUCAAGUAACUCGUUGACUGUGUGGGAUAUUGCAGAAAGGCAAUUUAAUCCUUCAUGAUGUACAAAUGCACACAUUUUUCAAUAUGGGUCGUUAUCAGUUCAUCAGAUAUUUUAACAUAUUGGAAAAUUUGUGUAUUUUUCCCUCCUCGCAACAAAGGUAAUUAUAAUGCCUUGUAACUGCUCCCCAGGCUAAAUUGGUGGAGGCUGUGAGAACGUUGCACUUUACAUUGGAAAGAAUGAGAGAAAAAAAAUGAAGUUCACUUUGCUAUGCAGUUUUUAUAAAAGUUUUUUUUAAAGUUCAUCACCAAUGUUUGUGCUUCCAUGAUAUUUGGAGAACUCUGGCUAUUUUCAGAAAUUAUAGAUUGACAAAAAAAGUAACUGUAUAAAUGUAAUUGUUCAAACAGAAGCCACAAUUGAUUAUAUUAAACUGGAAAUAUUGUAAACCUUAAACCACCUUCCUGGGAGUCAUGUGAUAGCACAGGCCUGUAGUGAUUAUUACAACAGUACUGUAGUGGUAACAUCAAAGAGGAUUGGAUUAUCAUUAUGUAAGCAAGCAAUACAUCCAAAUGUCACUGAGCAUUCCAAUUUAGAAUUAAAAUCAGAAUGCAACAGAAAGUCACCAUGCUAUUUUUAAUUCAACAAAUCAUAGAAAAUAACAUGUUGAAGUACAUUGCUGUUGAUUAGUGGACUCAAGCUGAUGUUUGUGCUCGUGACUUUGAAUCCAUUGGUGAGGACAAGACCUUUGUAACAUAUUUAAAUGUGCUUUUUUUUGUUGUUAGCUAUGUUCUUAUAUGAAUCUGUUGAAUCCAUUUCCAGCUGUAGGAAGUUGAUGGAAAGGUUGUCAGCUGCCAGGCUGCCUGAAGUAGUGUGAAAUCAAUAGGAUUCUCACCAGAAUUUACUUUUCCUCACCACGAUGAGAAAUCCCCAAUAAGAAAAAUCAAUAAGAAUGAACUUUUGUGGUAGUUUUUUAACACUGUGCCCUACCUUUUUUUUGCACAGUUCUUAAAUUUUAAUCUUUUGAUUUGGCAAUUUAGCAAUCAUGAGUCCAGAAACACCACACUAUUGCGAUAUGGUAUUAUAGUCUAGUUGAAAUAUUUUCAUGAACACUGUUCAAUAAGUCCUACUCAUUGGCAAUGGUUUCAGAAUCAUCUCUUUUUUUCAUGGAGUAGGGUGGGCUUGCAAUUGGAUGCAUUCAUUUCCUUCACUUGGCUAAUUAUAUUGUGAUUUGCUGAAAUACUGUUAGUCUACUAUACUGGAAGCCCACUAGAGCCAUGUGCAGAAGAUUUUGAUGCAGCUAUAAUAGUAAAACUUUCAUGGUAAUGCGUUUGUUCCCACUUUACAAAGCAGGAUCUCCAUAUAAAACAUCCAAAUAUAAAUCAAGUGAUAUACUUUUCCAGUUAGGGGGAAAAGCUUAACCUACCCCUCAGUGAGAACCUCUGGGGUAUGCAUAGUUGGCCAUUUAAGCCUUCAGCUGUAUUGAACAUUCUUGCUAACUACUAUAACUGAUCACUGCAGUUUGGUACAUGAGGUAUUCACUGGAAAAGUAUGUGAAUUACACCAAUUCAAAUCCCUGACUAAAUUUAAUUUGAUCUUGAAAAGGCAAGUAAACUGGACUUUUCCACCAUGCAUGAUUCGGAUCAGCAUCGGUUAGAAGGCACUCAAAUUAAACGAAGUCUGCUUCUUUGAUGCUCCACAAAGAAAAUUGCAGACUUUCCUACUUGAGAAUCCACCUGACUCCCUGCUUGCAAAUUAGCCCAUCUCUACUCCUAAAUGCCCAAGUGCCACCUGCUAACUGGAUACCACUUUUACCUAUUUCAAAUGGGCAGCUGUUUGGGGAAGUAUUCUACAAGCCUGGAGUUCAGGCCUAUGACUGUAGUUAUCACUCCCUUUUCUAAUCCACUUAAUUCUUUGGGAAUUAAAAUCAAAUUCCAAAAUAGGCAGAAUUUCUGGAUGUUGUGGGUCUAUGUUGUGGAAUCUUGCAAGUCCAAAAUUCAGGGUAUUUGUUGUGUUGGUGCUUUCCAUGAAAUCAACUAUAUUUCUGUAAGUGAACCGUGUAAUUCUGGAUGCCUGGUUACUAACUUUGAGAAGCAUAUAACUUGUUAACAUCUGCUAAUUUGUGCCACUGUUAAAAGGAUUCUUCUGCCCUUUGUAAGAUUCAUAUUUUACUCCUUUCGAUUUUUCUUAUUCCAGAGAUUUCUGGAAGCCUAAUAAGCACUGUAUUUUCAGGUAGCAAAACCGGUAUAAUGCACAAUUUAUUUUCAUGUAACUAAGCACAGGGCAGCUGACACAAAUUAAUCUGCUUCUCACUUGUUAUGUAGCAGUAUACAAGUUAUGUGAAUGUACAGGUGAGGAUGGGCUAUUUGCCAAUACCAGGGAAUAAUGCCCUUUCUGAAUAAAUUUUUUCUCUUUCAAAACUAUGUAUAUUUUUUAAAAAUUGCGUUCUGAUAUCAGCAUAUCAUGGUAUUUUUUCCACUUAAAUUUGUAGUUUAUUAAUAGUUUCAUACUGACAUGCUCCCAGGAAAGGAAAUGAGGUCUUAAGGUAAUUAAAAUUUAAGACCAGUAUAGGUACGCUCUCUGUACCAAGGGAGAGAAAGGGUAGAGAGAGUUUUCUUCAUUUUUAUGUAUGGAAUGUUGCAUCAUUAAUCCAAACUGCUUUGGUAAGAGUCAUUUCCUGUCAAUAAUCUGCUUGCCAGAUUCUGAGUUGCUCAGCAGUGUUUCCAUGUUUUAAAAAAAAUCCACCAAGUUAUGCUGAUAAUAAGGUCAUGCCUCGCGCAAUGUUUAAUUUAAGCAAAUAACCAACUAACACUGGUUAUUUGCAAACCAACAUACCUUUGAUCAAUAGUCAGGAGGGUUGCCAGUUUGACUUUUAUUUACUUAGUUUCCUGAGUUAAGGUCUUUUUCUAACUGUAACUUGUACUUGAAUGGAGAGAGAAGUUAGGUGGCAAGUUACCGUAGACAGACUUUUAUUUUCACAUGAAUUGCACUUCCUAUGGUCUGCAUGCUAGUACCAUCUUCUAAAGUAAACAGUUCCUUGAUUUUUUUUUCUUGAAUUAUAAAGGGACAUGGCAGCAAUCUUCCUAAACUUAAAAAGAAAUGCAUCCUGUACACUGAAAUGCAAUUGCACAACUCCCUAACCAUUGUAAUUAUCCUUGUCUCAACUGCAACAGCAAUUGAAUGUUAAUGCCAAUAGCCAAUAAAUAAUCUAUAUAAGUUGACUUUUGAUGUGCAGAAACUUAUCAUCAAGUUAGAAUGUCCAUAUUAAUUAGUAAAUUCAUGUUAGUAUAUUUUAUGCAGGUUAAAAACAUACACUAUUCCUGUUGGAACAAUGUUACCUACCUAAAACCUUAGGCUUGGCAGAUUGCCAAGCUUUGCGCCCAAAUUUAUUCCAUUGAUUAGUACAAUGUUUUUUCAGCGCACAAAUCGCAAACUCACUAUCGCUUGGCUGGAUAGAUGCCUUACCUGGUACACAAUCAUGUAUACAAAUAAUUGCUACUGCAUACUGAAUAGUGGCCAAAUGAAUAAAUUUUCUGAAGCAAAAUUAUCUGAACUAAAUUCUUAACUGCUCUUGCAUUUGUAUUAAUUGAAUAAAAAUAAUAAAUAUAAAUAAUGUUUUUUAAAAUAUUUAAACUACCACAAUUUUUAAAAUAGCUGAUGCAGUGAAUAAAAUGGUGCUAGUUCAACAACAGCAUUUCAGGUAAUAGUUAGCUUUUUGUUACCAGUUAGUCAAUUUGGAAUCUCAAAGCAAAUUAUUUAUUAAUUAUUAAGAUGUAUUACUUUGUUAUCUCAUUAGAACAUUAUAAUAUUCUAUUUGUGGCUGUUGAGGGCAGUACAGCCACUGAUUUCUUUUCUCUCAAUUGGCUUUAUAAUAUGUGCUCACUAUCCACUACCUCACCCAGGCAGAUAACAAUGUAUGAACAAAAAUAGAUCAUGGACUGAAACUGGAGCAAUCCUUCCUGGGUUGUAAUAUACUGUUGCACUGAGCAGUGAUUUCACCAAAUGAGCCAACAAGGAAAGCCAAAAAAGGGAAGAGGAAACAUGGUUUUGACAAUUUUCUUUUUCUCAUUCCCUCCAAAGCCAUUGACUGACGAUUGUUUCUUUAGAUUAGAAUUCCAAAACCUUGCUUAACAAUUUUGAUCCUCUCAGCACCAGAUCUGCACAUUACAGUAGGCUAAGGCUCAAGGUGGUAUUAGGAAGGUGAACCAUACCUGUUUUUUUUUAAACAUAGAAUACAGGCACUGAUGCUGAUUCCAGCUGAGAUCAGUUAAUUCACUACAACUUAAUUACAUGCUAUUUUCAUGAACCACUGAGGCAGCAAUAAAAUAAUUUCUAUUAUCUUUACUUAGCAGGCAUUCCCUCGAGAGGAACUUAUUUUACUUGCAUCUAAAUGUCAAUAGAGUGUAAUGCAGAAUGCAAUACUAUUGGCACUUCGAAAGCCAAUUGAUCUUCUAGAGGACAGAAGAAAAUAUUCAAAUUUGAUAUUUCUAUACUGCAAAUCCAAGUUUGUACAUCUCCAUCUUUAGAUCAAUGGUGUGCAACCUAUGCUGAAAAUUCACACAAACAAUGCUUGAGAGUAGUAGAACUGGUCAACUUCUUUCUAAACCAGUGUUGGGUGGCACGGUGGCACAGUGGUUAGCACUGCUGCCUCACAGCACCAGAUACGCGGGUUCAAUUCCCGACUCAGGUGACUGACUGUGUGGAGUUUGCACAUUCUCCCCGUGUCUGCGUGGGUUUCCUCCGGGUGCUCCGGUUUCCUCCCACAGUCCAAAGAUGUGCAGGUCAGGUGAAUUGACCAUGCUAAAUUGCCUGUAGUGUUAGAUAAGGGGUAUAUGUAGGGGUAUGGGUGGGUUGCACUUCGGCGGGUCAGUGUGGACUUGUUGGGCCGAAGGGCCUGUUUCCACACUGUAAGUAAUCUAAUCUAAUGGCCAUACCCUCUACUGUUAUUAUAGCAAAUGAAUUGUUGUUGAGAUGUAUGCAAAUUAGCUACAAUGUUAAAAAUGGGAUUGCUACUAUAUAUCGUGGAAAAGUAUCAAUAUUUCUUGUCCUGACUUCAGAAGUCCAACAUUCAAUUGACUAUUAGUAGAGAGUAUGUAUAUGAAAUGUAGACCUAUUUUCCUUUUCUCAACUUAAAAUGGGCAGUUAAUGCUAUGGAAGCAUCAGUCUUUAUUUACAUUGCAAAAAGUAUGAUUCUUCAUAUGUGAGCCCACACAACAAGUGUUGUUGCUAUCGAAAAGAGAUGAUAUCACACAUCAGAGUUCAUUCGCCCAAAAACAGCUAUAUUUACUUAGUUACCUGGAAAGGAAACUGUCCUCUAGCUGUAGUCAUACCUAGCAGAAAGGAAAACUUUUAUGUUUGUUGGAGGUUAGUAACUUCACCAAGAAUUCUUCGGGACAGUGCACAAGGCCCAACAUCUUCAGCCAGGGUCAGAAGUGGAAAUAUCUGUGCUGACUGAAGUGGUCAAUUUCAUUUGCAAUUUGUCAUAAGGGGAAAUGGUAAUAUCUAUGAACUAGUAAUGCAGAACCCUUGGCUCAAGUUCUGAGGACAUGGGUUUGAAUCAUCCCUGGUAAAUAGUGAAAUCUGGACUCAAUAAAAGCUAGUUUAACUAUAACCAAUAUAACCAUGUAACAAAUGCCAAUUGUUGUAAAGACCCACUAAUGGUUACUAAUGUUUUUUAAGGAAGUAAGUUGAUCAUCUGUACCUGAUCUGGCCUACAUAGGAACUUCAGACUAAUAUUCCUUCUAAGCUGUGUGGUCAUGCAGUUGCUGGGCGAUUUCACACCCGCUGAUACAAUGGCUUCUGCUUUCUGAAGCCGUUGCCAUGCUCAGCACUGAGGUCCAUGCAGCAAUUAACUACUAGUUGGAAGAUUGCUCCAAACCCACAGCUAUGUGAAACAGUUCCAUUGUUCUCCAGGCACAUCAAUGUUGGCCUAGCGAGUUACGGCAAUAUUUCACAAAUAAAUAAAAAUAAUGAAGUUGCCCAUGUCUGCAUGGAACAAAAUCUAGACAAUAUGCAGGCUUCAGCUAAGUGCCAAAUAACAUUUGUGCCACGUAAGUGCCAGGCAAUGACUAUCUCCAAGUGUUUAACUACCUCCUGACACUGUGAAAGCACCUAUCAUCAAUAUCAGAGAGUUGUCAUCAUUGACCAGAAUGAGAGGAGGCAUGUAACUACUGUUGAUACAAAAGCAAGUCAGAAACUAGAUAUUCUGCAGCAAGUCUGUCACCUCCCAAAGACAUCUGCAAGGUGUAAGUCAGGAAUGUAAAGAAAUACUCGGCACUUAUAUGGAUGAGUUCAAUUCCAACAACUUUCAAGCAAGUUGAUAUCAUCCAGGACAAAGUUGCCCAAUAAUGCCCAUUCAGUAUCUUAAACACUCACUUGCUGGCCAAUACCCUGGAACUCCCUACUUAACAGCAGAAGGGAUAUUUUCACUACAAGAGGACUGCAGCAAUUCAAAACAUAAGUUUUCUACCACUUCCUUAAGGGAAUUAAGGAAUAGACAAUAAAUGCUAGCCUCGAAAGCAACAUCCAUUUGCAAUGGAUAAAUGCUUUUUAAAAAUCAGCUAUUGUGACCAUGACUCUCUUCACUCCUCCACCUAUUAUCAUGCCCCCAGUGCUCCAGCCAAGAACUGUGGACAGGUCUGAGGCUUUUGUUCUUGCCUUUCAAGUAAUUCACAGGAUUGUAAAUUAGUUUACCCAAGAGAAUACCUAAAUUAUGAACUGCCUCCUUUAAAAAUAAAAGUAUGUCUGGGGGUGUAAAUCCACAGAUUUACAUAGAUUGCGAAUUUUGGUACACAGUUUCUAAUUGUGUGGUUAACACCUCUUUCAAACAGUGUAUAUUUUAGAGUGGAGUAAGAGCCAUGAAACCUCUUCUAACAAUACUAGCAAUUAAAAACUAAUAUUAGACAAAGUUAAUGCAUUUUAUAUUGAUGAUUUCACUGAGCAAACGUCUGAGGAGUAGAAGUUUUGUUGUUUAUCUCAAGGUGGUUCAUAAUGUUAUACAUAUUUUUACUACUUAAACUGGUAAUGGCAUUCUGCCUGAGCUUACAUUAUGUAAUUUCCAUUUUGUUCCACUGCUGUACUGCAUGUAUGCCUGAAUGGUGCUCGGGUAGUUGUAGAUUAAUGAAAUACUUUAAAAUAAACUGAUGGUGAAACAAACUGAUCCUGAAGAUUAAAACAAAAUUGUACAGAUGCAAAAUGCAAUUAUUCCUAGGUUUCUUCACAUAAUUUCUAACCAAAAAAGUGACAUGCUAAGUAGUUCAAAUGCCAAUAGAACUAGUGAUUUUUUUUUUAAAAAGUCAUUAAAUUACUGGAUGUAUGAUUAAGGGGAAACAGAAACAAAUUGAAGAUGCUUAGUGGUUGGUGUUACAAAAUAUGACCUGCAAGCAGGUGUUCAGUAUAUACCAAAACCUGCUUCCAAUUUGAUCCUUUAAGACUGAAAACAGGUUGUAAACCUAUUUAAUUAUGCCAUCAAAAUCAUGUAUGUUA